AUGAAGAGUUUUUUCCUAGUUGUGAAAAUCGUUGCAUUAGCCUUGCCAUUUUUGGGUGCAGAGGUGCAAAACCAGGAACAACCAACUUGCCAUGAAAAUGAUGAAAGACCAUUCAAUCAGAAAACUGCCAAGUAUAUCCCAUUUCAUUAUGUGCUGAAUAACUAUCCUCUCUAUGAACACACUUAUUACCCACAUAGACCAGCUGUACCAAUUAAUCAAUAUGUGCCUUAUCCAUAUUAUGCAAAACCAGUUGCAGUUAGGCCACAUGCCCAAAUUCCUCAAUGGCAAGUCCUGACAAAUGCCUACCCACCCACCGUGGUACAUGGCCCACACCUACAUCCAUCAUUUGUUGCCACCCCCGCAAAGAAAAUUCAGGAUAAGACAGGCAUCCCUGCCAUCAAUACCAUUGUUACUGCUGAGCCUACACUUAUUCCUACCACUGAACCAAGAGUGGACACUGUAGUCACUUCAGAGGCUUUCACAGAAUUCACCAUCACAAGCACACCUGAGACUACCACAGUUCCUGUUACUUCACCUAUGGUCUAA
This is a messenger RNA of Mirounga angustirostris (Northern elephant seal), 546 nucleotides long. RefSeq names its product casein kappa (gene CSN3). The coding region runs from base 1 to 546 and encodes 181 amino acids. The transcript has 3 exons. Gene Ontology annotation, cellular component: extracellular region. Gene Ontology annotation, biological process: protein stabilization; lactation. NCBI's taxonomy places the organism in Eukaryota, Metazoa, Chordata, Mammalia, Carnivora, Phocidae. The record is from RefSeq and is a predicted model, not a curated record.